AUGGAGGCCACUGCAGUGGUGGGAACAGCUUCUGGUAAAGGCUACUAUAGGAAUGGAGGAAACCUCCAGAAAGAUGAGCCUUCUAAUUCAAAGAAAGGAAAGCUGUUAAUAUUUUCCAGUGGUUGUAAAGAAAUCAAAUUUACUGUUCCUGAUGAUGACUGGGUUUCCAGGUUAGAGCAAAGACCUAAUGACGAGGAAAUCAGCAACACUGACCAAAUAGAUUUGUUAGAGCCAUCUUGGUCAGUGAGUGAAGAUACUAACAGAGGGAGUACUUACUCUCAGUCAAGUGAGUUUGAAGACAGUAUUGACUAUGCUUUCUUGAAUGAAACAUACUCUAUACAUUAUUCAGAAUCAAAACUAAAAAACGAAAGUCAUAUUCAUUUAAAUUCAGAAUUAAAACCUGAAAUGCAGAAAAGAGAAGAGGUGUUUUUUGAUAUCUUGGAACAUCAAAGUAAUAAAACUAGUGACUUGGAAAGAAUCUACGGGAUUUCAGUUGAUGAUUAUAAAGAAACUGCUGAAGGUCUGCAGAAGUAUGAUAUGGAUGAAGACUCACAGCAGGAAUAUCACAGUGCAGAAGAACAAGAAUAUAUAAAUAAUCAUUUAUCUUUUGGCCAAACAAAAGCAUUAAAUAGAUCUAAUCUGGAGGUUGUUGGAUUUAGAAAUUCAGGUUAUGAAGCUAGAUGUGCUUGCAGUCUAGAAGAUAAUCAUGUUAAGUUGGGAAGCGGUUCUGUCAUCUCUUUAGAUUUAUUUGAUGUUUAUGGACAAGCAGAUGUCUCCAAACUUCAGGAUUCUGUUAGGAUAAGAGAACAUCACGAACUACAGCAUGAAAAGUGUAAGGAACAAGAGACUAGUUUAACGUACCACACAGUAUUUGAUGAAAUUAUACUAAGUAGUAGUUCUCUUGAAAACCAGAAAUCUCAGUCUAAGAGUGGUUUCUUGAACCCUCAGAAAGCACUAGAAACUAAAAUUUAUACUGACAAAAUGAAAUCUCAAGUAACUGAAAAUAAGGAUUUUUGUGGAAAUACAGUUGUUGAGAAAAAUACCCUACAGCGCCUUGAAAAUCCCAGUACAUUACCACAGGAAGACGCUUUAGAGACAUUACUGCAGCCCUGUGAAAAUUGUCAAGCCUCCUGGAGCUCUGUUUUUGAUGAGUCAGUAAUUUCUGCCUGUGGAUGUUCGCAUUAUAAAGUUCUACAAGACACCUCUGACUCAGCCUUGGAUUUUUCAGUUACUCUACCAAGGAUUGCGGUCAAAGGUAAUCAGGCAACAGAAGAUAGCUCCCUAAAAGUUGCUAAUAGCAAUACCACAAAUAAAACCUGCUCCCAUGAUAUGGAAGGAACACGUCCUAAAUCACUGAUGGAUGCUGCAGGUUGUAUGGUUACAGUUAAUCAGGCAGUGGAUGUUAGCACUGAUUUCAGGGCUUAUUUCACAACCAGCAGGACAACAAGUACAAGGUCUUCUGUGGUGUCCACAUCAAGCAACACAGACAUAACAAUGAUGAAUAAAAAACGGCCUGGCCAAUGGCAGAGUGAGAAACAAAGAAGUGUGGCUUGUAACACAGAUUGGUCAUACAGUCAGGACUGUGUAGACCCACAGACGGCUGUGAAGAAAGGACCAGGAGAAUCUCUCUCAGUUGACAGUUUAAAACCUAGUGGACAUUUCCUAAAUAAGGAUUCUCUGGAAUUAAAAAAAACACUUGAUGUCACAGACUUAAAGAAACAUCCCGCAAGGGAAUUUCAACUUUGUAGAGAGACGGAGAAGAGUUUCCCAUCAGAGUGCUGUGAGAAGAUAAUGCAAAGAGCCAUAAAAGCUGAGCUGCACCUUCUAAAUGUUCACUAUCAGAUGUGCCACCGCCAUUGUCGUGACAUUUACAAACUUGUGAUGGAAAAUAAGGAAGGAGUAAAUAGGAACUUACCAAGUAAUUCUGCUAAGAAGGAAUUAGGAUCAGCACUACUGUCUGUCUUGGGAGACUUAAAAGCUAGAUAUGGGAGUUUGAAAGAAAAAAUUAACAAAGGCAUACCACUGGAAGAGCUGCCCCCCUUGUCAGUAGAAUCGAAAUUAUUAUCUGCCUUUUCUACUUUUGCUUCCAAGAUAAUGAAAGAAGAAACACAUGUCUUUUUAGGAGCUGAUUCCGAACUAGAUAAUCAAAGUGUGCAUGAUGAUGACGAGUCUUCGAGCCUAAAAAAGACACUGUCUCAAACGGCUUUAUUACCUGACAAUUGUCACCCUAAACAAGAUGCAUCGCCUAAGAAAGAUGGUUCAAAUAAUGGUGAUAUAAAUGAAGACUUCAGUCAGCUGAAACUUGAGGAUAAAGACUGCAGAAAUUAUCAAGAACUAAGUGAAGACUGGUUUGAUGCUAAAGAGAACCUUACAGGAGUUGAUGUCUCUGGAAUACAAGAGAAUCAGAUAGAACAAGACAGAUGGAAUCCAAAGUUUACACUAGAAAUGAAGAGUGCAGAACCUUUACGAAGAGAAAAGGGGUAUUUGGUCCACGUCGGUGGUCUCUGCCCGUCAGUGUCUGAGGCUGAUUUAAGGUCUCUUUUCCAGAAAUACCAAGUUUCUGAAAUUUCAAUUUAUGAUUCUUCUCCUAAUUACAGAUAUGCAUCUCUUGCUUUUACAAAAAACAGUGAUGCAAAGAUGGCUGUGAAAGAAAUGAACGGGAUGGAGAUAAACAGGAAAUUGGUAAACGUGCGGCUGGUUAAGACUCCUGGAGAAUACACUUCACCACUUUCCUCCAGAAAUGGAAACAGGCUUAGUUUGAAUAAUGUGGAGAAAAGCACCACCAAAGAAAUCAACUCAGCCACUGGCAUUUCUAGAUUGCCCAGAACUAGGCCGAGGCAGCUGGGGUCUGAGCCAGACAGUGAGUUUUUCCCUGUCGACCAGAAGGGUGUCAAGAAGAAUUGUAAAGAGAUUGAAUCUGCUAAAUUAUUACCUGAUAUACCUGCUCAAUUCAUACCUCCAAAUACUUUGAACCUGCGUAGCUUUACCAAGAUCAUGAAGAAACUGACUGAACUACACCCAGAAGUUAGCAGAGACCGUAUUGUCAGUGCCCUUCAGGAAGUGAGACUGAGCCAUAAGGGUUUUCUGAAUGGCUUAUCUAUUAGUACUAUCGUGGAAAUGACUUCAUCUGUUUUGGAAAACUCUGCUUCCAUUUAGGAAUAAAAGAAGCAAUGAAGAGACUUUCCUUGGAAAGCUUGAAUCCCCACCUUCAGAGAAUGUUCUACAGCAUUAGGAAAAAGUUGUGGUAAUAGCAAAAGGACAUAAUUAAAUAGAUUCUAUAAAAGGAUUUAACUGUUUAUAAUGUUCUGCUUUUUAGCCCUUUCUUAAAAUCUAGCAACUAUUGUUUCUACAGUAUUAAGACCUCUGUAUAAAGAUUAAAAGAUAACUUCAGUAAGUUUAUAAACUUUAUAUUUCAAACUUGUUAGAGACUUUGAGCUGCAUAUUUUGUAUAAGAAAAAAAUAGUGUCCAUUAAAAAAACCUUGGUUAAAUCUGUUUAUUAAAAUAUUGUAAAGAGAAGAUUGUUACUGUUUCUGAGUUUGUUAAAUGAUUUACAAAGAUGAAAAAUGUAGUGUGCUCGAAGUUUGUGCCUUAGCUGUACUUUCACUUGUCUAAGACUCUUAUGUUGGACCGCAGGAUAGUAGAUAAAUAAACUGAAUCUGUGGAUAGAAGACAUUUCAGAACUUGUAUAUGCUCAAGCUUCCAAGAACAGUGAAUUACUACUGUGACACAUUUAAUGUGUUAAUGACCUCAACAAUAAAACAUUUCAGACGUAUCUCCCCAGUUUUCACUGGAAAGAGU
This is a messenger RNA of Trichechus manatus latirostris (Florida manatee), 3799 nucleotides long. It is a transcript of the gene RBM44, whose product is annotated as RNA binding motif protein 44. The record is from RefSeq and is a predicted model, not a curated record. Gene Ontology annotation, biological process: mRNA splicing, via spliceosome. Gene Ontology annotation, cellular component: catalytic step 2 spliceosome. Gene Ontology annotation, molecular function: mRNA 3'-UTR binding. Lineage: Eukaryota; Metazoa; Chordata; Mammalia; Sirenia; Trichechidae. The transcript has 15 exons. Bases 1 to 3156 code for a protein of 1051 amino acids.